AUGUAUGUCUUCUCCGGCGAUCUUUAUAUGGUCUUAAACAAGCUCCUCGAGCUUGGUAUCAACGAUCUUGGUCCCUUGUCUUAUUUUCUGGGUAUUUCGUUUACUCGCACCAAAGAUCACAUGUUCUUAUGUCAACAAAAGUAUGCACAGAACAUUUUAGCUCGUGCUAACAUGUCGUCUUGUAAACCUGCAUCAACCCCAGUUGAUACAAAAUCAAAACUCAGUGUAAAUUAUGGAAAACUAGUUGAUGAUCCGACGUUUUGUAGGCAAAUUGCUGGAGCUUUACAAUAUCUUACCAUCACCCGUCCUGAUAUCGCUUAUGCUGUACAACAACUUUGCUUAUUCAUGCAUGAUCCCCGAGAACCUUAUUUUCAAGGUAUGAAACGUGUCCUACGAUAUGUCCAAGGUACUCUUUCAUUUGUGCUCCAUUUUACAUCUACUCCUGCAUCUAGUUUAGUAUCUUACUCUGAUGCAGAUUCGGGAGGAUGUCUUGAUACACGGCGCUCUACUUCUGGGUAUUUUAAUACAUUAUCUAGUUCUAGUGCCGAGGCUGAGUAUCGGGCUGUUGCAAAUAUUGUUGCUGAAACUGCUUGGAUUAGAAAUCUUCUUUGGGAAUUGCAUUGCUAUUAG
Messenger RNA from Amaranthus tricolor (Joseph's coat), 630 nucleotides. RefSeq lists its product as uncharacterized. The transcript has 3 exons. Lineage: Eukaryota; Viridiplantae; Streptophyta; Magnoliopsida; Caryophyllales; Amaranthaceae. Bases 1 to 630 code for a protein of 209 amino acids. The record is from RefSeq and is a predicted model, not a curated record.